This is a messenger RNA of Camellia sinensis, 1056 nucleotides long. The record is from RefSeq and is a predicted model, not a curated record. Lineage: Eukaryota; Viridiplantae; Streptophyta; Magnoliopsida; Ericales; Theaceae.
AUGUGUUGGCUUCACAUGGAGAGUUCCUCAUUCCUCACAUGGGAUGAUGAAUAUCCAACAUUUACAAGAUUAACACUAAAUGAGUCGGGGUUGCUUCAACGCUAUAUACUAAACAAAAAAAACACUUGGGAUCUUAUGUUCACGGUACCAAAUGACCUGUGUGACCGUUAUGGAUAUUGUGGUCCUAAUGGUAUUUGCAGAAUCUACAAAUCACCUACAUGCGAGUGUUUGAAGGGGUUCAUUCCAAAAUCCCAACAAGAAUGGGAUGUUCUUGAUUGGUCCAGUGGAUGUGUAAGAAGCGUGCCAUUAGAUCGCCAGAAUGGAGAAGGGUUUGUGAAUGUUGUACAGGUCAAGUUGCUCGACCUAUUGGAGUUUCGGUUAAACAUAGGUAUGAGCAUCAAGGAAUGUGAGGGGGAGUGUUUGAAGAACUGUUCUUGUAUAGCUUAUGCUAAUUCAAACAUUAGCGGAGAUGGAAGUGGUUGUUUGAUGUGGUCCGGGGAUCUGAUUGAUACCCGGGAGAGCCCCGAAGACAAUAGUGACCGAGAUAUCUACAUACGCUUGCCAGCUUCAGCAAUAGAUUCAAUUCAUGAUUCAAAUAAUAAGAAAAGACAUGUGAAGAUCUUACUGCUAUCAGCAACUUUAGGAAUACUUACCUUGGGCACAGUAUGUGGGUGCAUAAUAAUGAAGAUAAAACCAAAGAGACGAGCUCUAAACGGGAAGAAAGAAAGCUUGGAAUUACCUUUAUUUGAUUUCACAACUAUUGCUGCUACUACAAGCAACUUCUCCGAUGCAAAUACGAUUGAAAAAGGUGGCUUUGGUCUUGUUUAUAAGGGCAAAUUGUCCACGGAACAAGAAAUAGCAGUGAAAAGGCUGUCAAAAGGUUCGGGACAAGGUCUAGACGAGUUCAAGAAUGAAGUUACCUCAAUUGCCAAACUUCAACAUAGGAACCUUGUCAGGCUUCUUGGAUGCUGCAUUCAAGGAGAAGAAAAGAUGUUAAUCUAUGAGUACAUGUGCAACAAAAGUUUAAAUUAUUUUAUUUAUGGUUUGUGCCUCUAA